Molecule: messenger RNA, 4986 nt
Organism: Manis pentadactyla (Chinese pangolin)
Lineage: Eukaryota; Metazoa; Chordata; Mammalia; Pholidota; Manidae
Gene: ALDH5A1
Product: aldehyde dehydrogenase 5 family member A1
Exons: 10
Coding region: 166-1698 (510 amino acids)
Biological process (GO): GABA catabolic process
Molecular function (GO): succinate-semialdehyde dehydrogenase (NAD+) activity
Source: RefSeq, a predicted model, not a curated record
AAGCGCGCGGGGAGAGGGCGCUGCUCGGCGUAUCCGCAACCUUCAGCCCGGGCCCGCCUCCCCAGCGCGCCGCCGCCGACCGGCUCCUCGCGCGGCUCCCGGCCCCAGCCCUCGGGUGCGCGCGCUCGCUUGCCUGCUUCCGGCCGCUGUCGCCGCCCCCGGACCAUGGCGACCUGCCUGCGGCUGCGGAGCUGCCGGGCCGCGCGCCUCCGGACCCGGGGCCGCGGCUACGCUGGGGAUUCGGCGGGCCUCUCUGCGGCGCUGCUGCGCACAGACGGCUUCGUGGGCGGCCGCUGGCUUCCGGCCGCCGCCGCCUUCCCGGUGCACGACCCGGCCAGCGGCGCCGAGCUGGGCAUGGUGGCCGACUGCGGGGUGCCCGAGGCCCGCGCCGCCGUGCGCACCGCCUACGAAGCUUUCUGCAGCUGGAGGGGCGUCUCGGCCAAGGAGAAAAGUUCAUUACUUCGGAAGUGGUAUGACUUAAUGAUACAAAAUAAGGAUGACCUUGCCAGGAUAAUUACAGCUGAAAGUGGUAAGCCACUGAAGGAGGCCCAGGGAGAGAUUCUCUAUUCCGCCCUUUUCCUAGAGUGGUUCUCAGAAGAAGCCCGUCGUAUCUACGGAGACAUUAUCUAUACUCCGGCAAAAGAGAAGCGGGCUCUGGUCCUCAAGCAGCCGCUUGGUGUAGCUGCAGUCAUUACCCCGUGGAAUUUCCCCAGUGCCAUGAUCACCCGGAAGGUGGGAGCUGCCCUAGCAGCUGGCUGCACCGUCGUGGUGAAACCUGCCGAAGAUACACCCUUCUCUGCCCUGGCCCUGGCCGAGCUUGCAAAUCAGGCUGGAAUUCCCCCAGGUGUGUACAAUGUUAUUCCCUGCUCUCAAAAGAAGGCCAAGGAAGUAGGGGAAGCACUUUGUACUGAUCCUCUAGUAUCCAAAAUUUCCUUCACUGGCUCAACAACUACUGGAAAGAUACUGUUGCACCACGCGGCAGACUCUGUGAAAAGGGUCUCCAUGGAGCUGGGUGGGCAUGCCCCAUUCAUCGUAUUUGACAGUGCCAGUGUGGACCAGGCUGUGGCAGGGGCCAUGGCAUCUAAAUUUCGGAACUCUGGACAGACUUGUGUUUGCUCAAACCGUUUCUUGGUGCAAAAGGGUAUCCAUGAUUCUUUUGUGAAAAAAUUUGCUGAGGCAAUUAAAACAAACCUGCAUGUGGGCAGUGGAUUUGAGGAGAGAACCACUCAAGGCCCGUUAAUUAAUGAAAAGGCAGUAGAAAAGGUAGAGAAACACGUGAGUGAUGCGAUUUCCAAAGGGGCCACCAUUGUGACAGGUGGGAAGCGACAUCCACUUGGAAAGAACUUCUUUGAGCCCACUCUGCUCAGCAAUGUCACCAAAGACAUGCUCUGCUCUCAUGAAGAGACUUUUGGACCUCUGGCACCAGUUAUCAAGUUCGAUACAGAGGAGGAGGCUGUGGCGAUCGCUAACGCGGCUGACGUUGGGUUAGCAGGUUACUUUUACUCUCAAGACCCAGCCCAGAUCUGGAGGGUGGCAGAGCAGCUGGAGGUCGGCAUGGUUGGCGUGAAUGAAGGGCUGAUCUCCUCCGUGGAGUGCCCCUUCGGUGGGGUGAAGCAGUCUGGCCUUGGGCGAGAGGGGUCCAGGUAUGGCAUUGAUGAGUAUCUGGAACUCAAGUAUGUGUGUUUUGGAGGCUUGUAGGAUUCUUCCAUUUUUUUUAAAUAAAAAAGGAAGCUUACAUAAUAUAUGGGGCCAUUACCAUCCAUUAUUUUAAAUAAACUUAGAAUUUAUUGGAAUUAAUGAUUUUUUAAAGCUCAUCCAGUACUUAUGAUCUUAAGCAGAUGUGAGUCCCGCCCCUCCCCUUACCUGCCUAGGGGCCAGUACCUGUGGCUGGUCUGUGUCUGCAGAGUCUCCGAGAGCCAUCGUUGGGUUUAUAAUGAAACCCUGAAGCCCCACCACAACCCCACGUACCUUGGGGCAAGGUGCGGAGUGAGGCCAGCCAGCCUGUGGGGCCCUGUCACCCAGGGCAGUGGCGCAGCCAUCUCCCACGUGGCUCCAGGACUUAGAUGCAGAGGGCUGCAGGGGCAUGCCCCGAGUAGGACUGGCGGGCUGGUCACAGGCACGGCACCCUGGCCACCUGCCGGCGCAGCCUGACACUCCUCUCCAGCUAGUCAGUGGUGUUGAUACAGAGGCUGAAUCAAUCAGUUUUCCAACUUCUGAAACAGCAGAGUUGCCUGUGUUUCUGUGAGGAAUGAAGGAGCCACUCUGCCUUUUUCUGGACCCAUUUUUACACUGAAGUCCUCCUCUAAAUUUACUACUAGGAGAUUAUGUUUCCAUUUCUGCCCUAUUUUCAGUUUCAUUGGUUUCCUUUGGGAAAUGAGCAUAAAGCAAAGAAGAGUAGAGGCAAGUGGGAUUUUUUUUUUUUAUAUAUUUUAACAACAAGAAUUAGAAAAGGACCGUAAUUAGACCAGGUGUUGGCAAACUACAGCUCACAAACUAGAGGCAGUGUGGUAGAAGAGAAAGGACGCGCAUACUGGCCGGCCUGGGUCCCUCCCUGAGUAGUAGCUUUGAUCCUAUAGAUGCUGUUUGUGAGGAGUGCAAGGUCUAUAUAUGCCUUUCUUGGCUCAAUGGGGUGUUGUGAGCCUAAAAGAAAGUAAAACUACUUGUAAAAAAAAAUGAAAAUUUGAUGUAAGUUCAGCUGUUACCAUGAGCAGCACAGCCCUCCUAAGGCAUCCGGCGGUAGCUUUGCCAGGCUGAGGGAAGGCCAGUGCCCGCCUGCCCAGCCCCCUGAGCCUGAGGAAGCGGUUGUCACCUGCAGCCUGCUCUUUCUGUCCUUGGGAGAUGAGCUCCUUCACUUCCAAAACAGCAUAAGCACUCUGACCCCAGUAAUCUCAGAUGGAAAAGGAAUUUCUGUAAUUGUCAAGCCACCUUGUGGAAGCGACAUGAGACCUUGAAUUUCAGGCAACUUUUAUCCAAUAAGAGUUUUUACGGUUCAUCAUAAAAAAAAAAAAAAUCACAGCCUAUUACUAGUGUUUCCUGUCACUCUGAAUGAAAAACUCUAAGAAAGUCCUAGGCUUUUCUGGACAUGUCUCCCAUCAAUCCUGAUAUACUGAGGAAAAGGAUUAAAGGCUGCUCCUGGCUGAAUAGGCAGAGAUGAAGCUCCUUCUUUUCUCACUCUGUACAAAAUCCACUGACCUUCUAUGGAGAUUCCAGGUGUAAAAGGAAACUGUGAUGAAGGUAGUGCUAGAGGCAAUUACUCUGGAACCCCACCCAGUACUUAGCAUUCCUCACUGAGCAAGGGGGUCCUGUUGUUGAGUAACAAGGCCUGGAAUGUCCCUGUGGCUGAAGGACCCGUGGCCAGUCCUGGAGCUUUCAUUAUGUGGCCUGGAUUACAGCAGCGGUGUCCCAAGGCCCAAACAAGGAAGGAGCUGAACUCCACCUCCUAGUGACUUACAUUGCCCAGGCGUUGUCAGUAAUCACAGACUUGGCAUACUGACACUGAAUGCCUUUUAUUUUUAUAGUGUUUAGAUUGAUUUAUAUAACUCUAAUUACUUAAGAUUUGGGUAUGCCAUCUGUUUUCUUUUAACAAUAAAAAUGCUCUAGCACUAUUUUUUAGAAGUCUGUAAUACUGAUGCUUGGAGGUAUGUGGAAGAAUACAUACAAAUACGUUUGUAACUUCGUAAGCCAGUGGAUUCCUUGACUAGGUGACAGAUUUUGAGUUUUCUUGUAUGGCUCACCACGUGCAUAAAUUGAGGGCCAGAGACUCUAGCAAUAUAUGAUUAAUUUUGUAAUUAGAGUAAUUUGAAAAGGAAUUAACUUCCUGUUUAGUAAAAUCCUUAUGGGUUGUGGGGAGAAAGAGAAGUGUUUCUAAAUGAACUUUUUUUUGGUAACUUUUCAAUAAUGUAACCGUGUGUGAUACGUGGGAUUUUUAAAAAUAUACUUUACAACCAGAAUUAGAAAAGGACCAUUAUUAGACCAGGUGUUGGCAAACUAUAGCUCACAAACCAGAUCUGGCCUGCCACCUGUUUUUUUACAACCCAAACCUGAGAAUGGUUUUUACAUUACCAAAUUGUUGGGAAAAAAUCCGAACAAUAUUUCAUGAUACAUGAAAAUUACAUGAAAUUCAGAUUUAAGGAUCCAUAAAUAAAUGUUUAUUGAAACAUUUAAUACUAUACCCAUUUACCAUACGAUCUAUGGCUACUUUCUUGUCUGAGAACUUGAAAAAGGCCUACAAAGCCUAAAAUGUUUACUCUUUGGCUUUUUGCAAGUUUGCCAACCCCUAAUCUAGGCCAAGAGGGAGAUAGAUAUUAAUCAUCCUUCAUUUUUCAAGUAUUAUUUUAUCUUACUAAACAUCUAUGUAAAAAAGCAUUGCUCCAGUGAGUUCUCAUCAAGAACUUCCCAGCAACUGUCACAUAACUCAAAUGAAAUUACCCAGAUAACAGGAGCCUAUGGGCAAGAAAAUACACUUCUCAGUUUACUUUCCCAGCUGUGCAGGGGGCCUCACUUAAAGAACUCAUCUGCAUCUGUUAUCAGUAGCUCUUUCAAUCUCUUUUAAAUAUGAUUUUAUGGCAAGUAUUGUUUCUUUCCAUGUCUACCUUUAUUCUUAUGGAAAGAUUCUAUGAAAGUAAAGAUCAGAAACAAUGCAAAUAAAUGUUCUUUGUUAACUUACAUUAUUAAAUUGUACCACAUGACUGCCUUCUCUGAAGUCGGGAGGCUAUAGUUUUAAUUAUUCAUGUGCAGCUAUUUUAGAUAGCACCUUACUUGAGUGUAACUUCUAUGCUGUGAUUUUUUUUGUGCUGUGUUUUAUGUGAUAAAGUUUUAGAGUAAUUGUAGUUGGAGGUGUGGAAGUAUUUUGCUUUGAAACGUGCGCAUAGCUCAUUUUUCCAGUUUUUUAUAAUUUUGUAAAUGCCUCAAUGUCUUGUCAGUAGAGUUGUGUGAGUGUGUAAUUAAUAAAUGUCGAAUUAAUGGAAUUUUCUGUUUCUGUGUUAA